Molecule: messenger RNA, 1674 nt
Organism: Aspergillus nidulans FGSC A4
Lineage: Eukaryota; Fungi; Ascomycota; Eurotiomycetes; Eurotiales; Aspergillaceae
Exons: 6
Coding region: 1-1674 (557 amino acids)
Biological process (GO): L-alpha-amino acid transmembrane transport; transmembrane transport
Cellular component (GO): membrane
Molecular function (GO): transmembrane transporter activity
Source: RefSeq, a predicted model, not a curated record
AUGAUCCCCAGAAGCGGAGGCGAAAAGGUCUACCUGGAGGCCGCGUUUCGCCGACCGAAGCUGCUGAUCACGGUGGUUUUUGCCGUUCAGGCUGUCGCCCUGGGGUUUACCGGUACUUGCGCCUACCUGCCCUCCUCCCUUAUCCGCUUCCUAUUUGCGCACGCUGACACCUCGGGAUGCAUUGUGUUCGCAUCAAACAUGAUCGUCGCAUCAGGCAAGGAGGCGACCGAAGGGGAAGAGCGCGGAAUCGCCAUCGCCGUCAUCAGCUUCAUCACCCUGCUUCACGUCUUUCUGCCCAACUGGGGUGUGCGGGGUAUGAACGUCAUCGGCGUCGUCAAGGUCGUCCUGCUGCUCUUCAUCGUCGUCACCGGCUGGGUGGUUCUCAGCGGUCGGUUGAACAGCAUCCCCGAUCCGUACGCCAGCUUCCAUUGUUCUUUUGUUGGCUCCGCAACCUCGAGCAACCUUUAUGCCACCGCGCUGUUCAAGGUCCUGAACUCAUUUGCUGGCUGGUCAAAUGCCGCCUAUGUCCUCAACGAGAUCCGCAACCCGGUGCGCACGCUCAAGAUUGCCGCCCCAACGGGCCUGGGCAUCUGCGCCGCCGCUACGCCGGAAGAGAUCGCCAACAGCGGGACAACUGUCGCUUCGUACUUUAUGGGUAAGGUAUUUGGAACCGCUGCUGAGCGGGCCUUAAGCGUCCUCAUCACGAUAUCGGCCUUUGGCAAUGUCAUGACGGUGACGUUCGCCCAAGCGCGCGUCAACCAAGGACUCGCCAAAGAAGGGGUGAUUCCCUUCCCGACCUUCUGGGCCUCGUCCUGGCCCUUCGGAUCUCCCUCUGCUGGCCUUUUGCUGCACUUCAUCCUGUCCGUCAUUGUGAUUGUCGCGAUCCCUUUUGGCGACGCCUACAACUUCAUCCUCGACCUUGAGGGGUAUCCAUCACCGAUCAUUAACCUUCUCGUCGUAGCGGGGUUGUUCUACCUCCGAUACAGCGAGCCAAGACUCCCGCGCCCGUUCAAGGUCUACUGGCCUGUCGCGGUUUUCUUCAUGGCUGGCCAGGCUUUCCAGGUGGUGGCGCCGUUUAUCAGACUGCCUGAAGGCAAGGGGGAUACGAGUCUACCGUAUUGGCUCUACCCCAUUGUUGGGAUUGCGGUGUUGCUUGCAGGCGUUGUAUAUUGGGGGAUUUGGCAGCUGUUGUUGCCGUGGCUGGGCGGAUACAGGCUUGUCCCUGAACAUCAGGUUCUGAAGGAUGGGACAACAGUGGCAGUCUAUAAGAGGGAGAAUAAGAUCUUGGCAAGAAAGCUAGCUCGUCGUCCCUUUGCCUUCAAAACCUAUCCAAUCCUCAUCCUCUCAAAUCCGAUCCACCUUCUAAAAUGGGUAGCAGCCGAAGAUUCCAGAUGUACAUUCUCUUUCAACCGAAUUCUCCAACUUACUCCAUUAUUCACUGGGCGAACUACGGUGAGAAGCCGAGUCCAGACGUACGAUGACCAGUCUUCCACCAGGCACUCCAGCGAAAGCAUAGCAUUCGAGGAAUUACUCUUCAACGAAACAUACGACCGACCGCAUUAUAUCCUGAUUCGUGACAGGGCUAGAACUCCUAUCGCAGCUCUAGUUUGGGUGAGACGGACUAAGGCCAAAGCCUGCCUCUUCGUUGCUCAACACCGGAAGGAGAACACGUGA